Molecule: messenger RNA, 7610 nt
Organism: Ochotona curzoniae (black-lipped pika)
Lineage: Eukaryota; Metazoa; Chordata; Mammalia; Lagomorpha; Ochotonidae
Gene: PLEKHG2
Product: pleckstrin homology and RhoGEF domain containing G2
Exons: 19
Coding region: 671-4741 (1356 amino acids)
Molecular function (GO): guanyl-nucleotide exchange factor activity
Source: RefSeq, a predicted model, not a curated record
CACCCCGGGAGCCCCCUGUGCCGUGCAGCCGGCAGCCCGAGGCGCCCCGAGGCUCGGACCCCGGCACCGCGUCCGUAGAGACCCCGAGAUCCGUGGUCCCCCCCGUCCCGGCGUCUGAGCCCGGGUGUGGGGGCCGUCUCAGGUGACCCUUCCCCACCUGAGGAGCCAGCACACCGGCCGCCCCCGAGGGUUCUGGACCCCGAGCGUCCCGCAGCUCUCUGGGGAGAGGACGGGGACCCCGAGCCACAAGACUCCCUCCUCGAGUCGCCGGCCGGGCGGCCCGAGCCCCUCCGGCGGGAGUCCGGGCCUGCCGCUCGACGGCCGCCGUGUCCAUCACUUGCAAAGGGGACUCUGGAAGUUAGAAGCCCGCGCGCUGCCGCCUCCGCGCGCCCCUGGAGUUCGGGGGGACUCGGGGAGCCCCGUGCGGGACCCUCGCGUAGAAGAUUCGGGACUCCGGGUAUCCCCCCCACACACACCCUUGUCCAGCCCGGCCCGGCCCAUCCGCCACUCCGGAGUCGAGGCUGUCCCCGCUCCAACUUAGGACAGCGAGAACUUCUCACCGCCGGACCCCGCGCCGCGCGAGCCCCCGGAGCCUGAGCGCGCCCCCGAGGGCAGGGGCCCGGCCGGGGCUGCCGGGGCCGGGGGAGGUCGCUGCUGAACCCGCUCAGCCAUGCCCGAGGGAGCCCGGGGACCCAGCCUGGCCAAACGCAGCCUCGGACUUGGGGAGGUGUGUGACUGCCCCGCUGCGUGUGAGACCCGGCCAGCCUCCACCGCCCCGGCCAUGGCCUCCCCAAGAGGGUCCGGAAGCUCCACAUCUCUGAGCACGGUGGGCUCCGAAGGGGACCCAGCCCCAGCGCCUGCUCCAGCCUGCCCCGUCUCCAGGCCUGAGCCCCUCCCAGGGCCGCCCAUUCGCCUGGAUCUGUCGCCCGUGGGCAUCGCAGCUUCAGUAAAGCCCUCGAGGCUGGAGCGUGUGGCCCGGGAGAUCGUAGAGACGGAGCGGGCCUAUGUCCGCGACCUGCGCUGCAUUGUGGAGGACUACCUGGGCCCUCUGCUGGACGGUGGGGUUCUGGGCCUGAGUGUGGAGCAGGUGGGCACGCUGUUUGCCAACAUUGAGGACAUCUACGAGUUCAGCAGUGAGCUCCUGGAGGACCUAGAGGGUUGUAGCACUGCAGGGGGCAUUGCUCAGUGCUUCGUACAGCGGAGCGAGGAUUUUGACAUCUACACAUUGUACUGCAUGAACUACCCGAGCUCCCUGGCCCUGCUCCGGGAGCUGGCGCUGUCUCCGCCAGCGGCCAUGUGGUUGCAGGAGCGCCAGGCCCAGCUCCGCCACUCGCUGCCCCUGCAGAGCUUCCUGCUGAAGCCUGUACAGCGCAUCCUCAAGUACCACCUGCUACUGCAGGAGCUAGGCAAGCACUGGGCCGAGGGCCCUGGGGCCGGGGGCCGCGAGAUGGUGGAGGAAGCUAUUGUGUCCAUGACAGCGGUGGCCUGGUACAUCAAUGACAUGAAACGCAAGCAGGAGCACGCCGCACGCCUGCAGGAAGUGCAGCGGCGGCUGAGCGGUUGGACCGGCCCGGAGCUCAGUGCCUUCGGGGAGCUGGUGCUGGAGGGUGCAUUUCGAGGGGGUGGCGGGGGCGGCCCCCGGCUCCGUGGGGGUGAGCGGCUGCUCUUUCUCUUCUCCCGAAUGCUGCUCGUGACCAAGCGGCGGGGACCAGAAUACACCUACAAGGGCCACAUCUUUUGCUGCAACCUGAGUGUGAGUGAGAGUCCUCGAGACCCUCUCGGGUUCAAGGUGUCAGAUCUGACCAUCCCCAAGCACAGGUACCUGCUCCAGGCCAAGAACCAGGAAGAGAAGAGGCUGUGGAUUCAUUGCCUGCAGCGCCUCUUCUCUGAGAACCACCCUGCCUCCAUCCCAGCCAAGGCCAAACAGGUUCUCCUGGAGAACAGCCUGCACUGUGCUCCCAAAAGCAAGCCUAUCCCAGAGCCCUUGACGCCCCCACUCAGCUCCCCACGACCCCGUGAGGCCAGGACAUUCACCCCUGGCCGGAGGAGCACAGCUCCAUCUCCAGGCCUUUCUGGGAGUCGUCGUGGUCGCAGACAGUCCGAGCCGGUGAAGGACUCCUCUGUCGUAUUUGUACAGAACGAGAAGCCUGGAGUCAGGCAUGCUGGCAGCGAGGGGGAGCUCUAUACACCCACAGAGCCUCAGGUGCCAGGCUCAGCUUCUGGCCCCACUGAGGACCCAGAAGACACGGGACCCCCCACACUGGACCCCUCCGGAACCUCUAUCACUGAGGAAAUCUUGGAACUGCUGAGCCAGAGAGGCCUCCGCGACCCAGGGCCAUCUGCCCACAACAUUCCCAAUCUCCCCGGAGACUCCCAAGUGGCAGGUAACAACGAACCGCUCCCUUUCCAAGCCCUGCCCAGCCGAGACUCUUCAGAGGAGGAGGAGGAGGAAGAGCUGGAGCUGGAAGACAGGGAGCCCUCCCCACUCCACGUCCUGGAGGGACUGGAGUCUUCCACUGCGCCUGAAAUUCCCAGCCUUCCCGGCCUUCUCAGAAUCCCCGACAUGCCCAGCCUCCCCGAGAUGCCCGGCUGUUCUGAAAUUCCCCAAGUGCCCUGCCUUCCCUGUCUCUCUGACAUUUCCAGUGUUUUUGAAUUACCCUGCCUUCCAGCCAUGCCUAGGGUCCCUGACAUUCCCAGCCCUCCCGCCCUGCCCUGUGACUCCUGGCUCCAGGAGUGUGUGCAGGAGGCGGUGGAGACCCCAGCGCCCAGGAGAGAACUGUUCCCCACCGCAAACCAUCCCGAGCCGCUGGGGGAACUGCCCUUGCAAAGCAGGGCCGAACCGGAGGAGCAGGAAGAGAAUGACGUGUCUUUCCCAGCCUUCCAGCCUGAGCGUGCCAGCAGCCAGGAUCAGCCAUUCCCAGAGGAGCUGCAAUUCCGCUCUUGUUCUGAAAUCCGGAGCGCAUGGCAGGCCCUGGAACAGGGGCAGCUGGCCCGGCCAGGCUUCCCAGAGCCACUGCUCAUCUUGGAAGAUUCAGACCUGGGAGGGGGUGGUGUGAGUGGGAAAGCAGGCGGCCCAGGUUCUGAAAGGGCAGCGUCUCGAGUGCGAGAGUUGGCCCGUCUUUACAGCGAGCGCAUCCAGCAGAUGCAGCGGGCUGAGACCCGGGCAUCGGCCAACGCGCCCCGCCGCCGGCCAAGGGUCCUUGCCCAGCCGCAGCCGGCCCCCCACCUGCCGCAGGAGCAGACUGAGCCAGGGCCCGUGGCUGCGUUUGGACAUGUGCUGGUGUGUGAGCUGGCCCUUCCACUGGCCUGCGCCCAGGAGUCUAUCCCCCUGGGCCCUGCAGCCCGUGUUCAAGCUGCCACACCUUUGUCUAAGCAAGGUGGCCUCCUGAGUGACCAGGAGGUAUCAGACCACAGGGGUGCCCCUGCUCCCACCCUAUGGCCUGAGUCAAGAGGCUUCCAGCAGCCACAGGCUCCAGCCACAUCACCUUUGACCCAACAGGAAGGCCCCCCAGACAUCCCUGUGCCAGCAGCUGCCUCCGCUUUGCCUCACCGAGGCCGCAUGGAAGUUGAAGUGCCAGCUGCCACUCAUCUGGUUGAGCAUAGAAGCCACGUGGAUAUGCAGGUCCCUGAGCAGGAACUUCCCAUGGACACCCAACUUGGAGUCCCCCCAGUGUCACCCACGCAGAGCUGCCAUCCUGCUGUCACAGCAUCAGCCACCACUCCUUUGCCCAAGCAAGAAGACUGCCUGGACGUCCAAAGCCCCACCGACAUGCCAGUGACUACACAGGGCGGUCCCAGGAAUGUGGAGGACCCAGUUGUUGUCAGUGGUCUAGCCGUCAGCCCUUCGCUCCUGUGUGGAAGCAGCCCAGAACCCCCUAUGCCAGCCAGCACCACACUGCCCCUGGCCUGUGACCUCCUGGACAUCCAGGUUCCAGAUACCUCACCUUCGCCUGCUCUGGAUGCUCCAGUUCCAGCCAGUGCCCCACUCUCCCUGGCCCAAGACCUCCCAGGUCUAAACGUUUCAGCUGCCGCGGCCUCGUCCCACCCACAGGGCCUCACAGACACCCGGGUCCAAGCCCUUCCACUGCUGCCCAGGCAGGGUGGCCUGGAUGUGCAGGAGCUGGCAGCAGGACCCCUGCUCACUGAUACCCGAGCCCCAAGUCUCCCACCUCCACCAGCACCACAUGGCCUCACCAGGGCUGCAGUGGCCACGACUCUGCCUGAGCAUGGACCUGCUCUGGACAUGGAGGACCUGUCACCUGCUCUGGCUGAGACCACCAUGACUGUGUCCAGACCCCAAUGCCAUGUGGUCUCUCCUGUGGCCAGGUCCAUGUCUUCAGACUUGAGUCCACCCCACAGCCCUCCACCCCCAAGUCGCCAGCUCCUGGGCCCCAGUGCAGCUGCCCUCUCCAGGUACCUGGCAGCCUCAUACAUCAGUCAGAGCCUGGCUCGGCGCCAGGGCCCCGGGGGAGAGGCCCUCGCAGCUCCCCGGGGCCCUUGGCCCUCCUCCGCCCCCACAUCCCGGGCGCCUUCGCCACCACCCCAGCCCCAGCCCCCUCCUCCCCCAGCCCGGCGCCUCAGCUACGCCACCACGGUCAGCAUCCAGGUAGGGGGUGGGGGGCGGCUAAGGCCAGCCAAGACCCAGGUCCGGUUGAACCACCCGGCUCUCUUGACGGCCACCCAAGAGCCUGUGGGCCUACGCAGGGCCCAGGGAGCUCCUGACACCCGCUUCCACACAUAAACUGGGAUUUCCACCUUCCCCUAAGGCUGGGACUACAGCCGGAUGCCACAGGCCCCCUGGACUUCGUGCCUGCAGAUCCCAGCAGCAGGCCUGCAAAUCAUAGCAGUGAAUACCUCUCCCUGGCUUGACCCGACAGGGAUAGGUAUCACGGAGGUGGAUUUCCAUUAAUAUUUUUUGUUAAUGAAUACCAAAAUCGUGUGUUUUCCCAUUCUGGAGGUGGAGUGGGGGCUGACAGACACACAGGUUCUGAAAAACCUGACUCCUUUCUGAAUAACUGGGUCCACUGUUUGCUGCUUAGCCAGGAAAGCUGAAUAGCAGCUCAACCAGCCCACGUGUCCCACUGUAGCUCAUUUGUACAGCUCUUCCCCUGGCAUGCGGCCAGCUGUCAUCCCAUCUCUUCCCUGACUAGCUCUGCCCCACCCCAUACUUAGCCUUCCGGCCAGCCAUCUUUCUGUGCAAUCUGUCCCACCAGCUCUUGUCCUUCUGGGCACCGUCUCCCUCUCUCUGUCAACUCCACUACACUUCCCUCCUCACCCUGGCUCUGGGUACUGUGGCCACAGACACUGCUCCUGCAAUGGGGCUCUGGCUGGGAGAAGCUACUCCCAUCCCUGCCUCCCAGCCUGGUCUGCAUGAAUGUCCCAAUUCUUGGCCCGCCUACAUCAUAGUCACACCCACCAGCGUGGGACCUGUGCUGCAGAGACAAAAGGCUUUUCUGUGAGGAUUCUGCCCCUAACUUCUAGCUGUGGUGUGCCCAGGGAGAAAGGGGACAAAGUAAGACAGCCUUGAGUUUGCUGCCCUCACACAUUUGUGUCUCCGUUGGCAUUUUCUGAGGCACCUGAUGGUUGUUACUUCCUAAGUGUAUGACCUUCCAUCUCCAGCCAGUCUCACCUGCUACAGUGCCUGGCUCCAGGCUCAUCCCCAAAUGUGUGAAUUUCUGACUGGCCUCAUCAACCCCCUAGGAUCUGGUCCCAGCCUAUUAGCUCCAGAAUGUGGAUUUUUGGCCAACAGCAAAGAAAGUAUAACUUGAGUGUUGUUGCAUACCAUGAGAGUUACUCACUUGAUAGUGAACUCAUUCAGCCGUCACAGCAUCCCUAAAAGGAAGCAGGGAUGCCUUUUAAUUCUCAGAGAUAAGGGAAACUGAGGCAUAGGUCUGAGCCCUCCAGUUGACUGGGUACCUUUUGCAUGCCAGGUGCUGCUCUGGCCCAGGGCUUCCAGCCAGCGCUCAACACCUGACCCCGUGUAAGUGCAGGCUGGUGCCUGUUACUCAGUGCUUACUGAACGGCCACUGUGCUCCAGGGCCCGAGUCCUGGGCCCCUCGGAGGCCUGGAGCAGACGCCAACACAGCCUCCCCAAGGUCAGGGCUGAGGCCAGCCUUCCCCUCCUCCACUCCCAGCUGUACAUUCCCAGCUGAGGCCAAGUUCCCAGCCUGGCCUGGGCUCCCAGCGGCGCCGGAAUUCCCGGUAUUUGAGGAGGCAGGGAAGGGAAGAAGGGCUGUCUACUCCAGGGCCUGGAGCAUGAAAGGGGAGCCAAGCCCCCUCUCUAGAUGUGUCCCAGCUGUUCCUCCAAGAGGGGGUCUUUGGACCUUCUGGGGAGGCCUGGGUGCAGGCUUGGCCACAGACCCAUCCUCCUGGUGUUAGAGAAUUCCAUCCUGUCCACCUAUUUGUGCUUCAAGAUUCAUCCUGCCAUCUCUUCAGAAGUCCUUCAUCCGCUGGCCUCCUGGGGCCCAGCUCCUGAGAGCCAUAGCAAAGUCGGGCUCAAGAACAGGAGUGGUGCCUGAGGCCCUAACUGGGAGGCCUGGGUUACCACCAGCUAGGCCCAGUCCCAAACCAGAAUCUGUGUCUUACCACAGGGCAGCUGCCCAGUCUCACAGGGGAACACUUGUGCCACCAAGCUCAGAGUGACCAUGAGGAAGCCUCCAGUGCGAAGCCUGGCACCUAGUUAGUGCUCUGUGACUCCCAAAGCUUCACAGGAGAAGAAAAAAAAAAUCCUGUGUUGGGAGUUAGACAGCUGUCUUGCCGCAGGCAUGCAGCAGGAGAGCUGCCGAGGCUGGGAACUUCAGCCUGGUGGAGGACACCCAAUUGCCUGAGCAGAGUCCACAUCAUCAAGGGCAAGAAGCUGUCGUCAGGAUCCUCUGCCAGGCAGAGCCCAGCUCACAUGCCAGACCAAGCAUCCACACUCCUGUUGCCUUCAGCACUGUCCGUUCCCGAGUUGCUGGCCAGUGGACCUGCUCAGCCUCCCGCAGCCCAGCUUGGUAACUGCAUGUGGCUGCAGGGAGCAGGCAUAUCAGAGUGCAGGACUCCCCGGGGGGGCGGGGGGCUACUGAAGCUGCUAACUUAAGUAGGUGUCACCCCUCCCCCACAUAGCAGUGAGGCUUUCUGAAGCGCUCCAGGCUGGUCACCCACUUCCGUUCCAGCUCUAUUUAGUGACACAUGCUUCGCUGCCUGUGACUUCUGGGCUGUGGUCGCUGCGAUGCCCCAGCGCUAACAGGCAGCCCAGCAGGUGUUCAGGGAGAGGGGCAAGACUGAGCAGUCAACUAGACGCUCCGCCAUCUCCAGCUCUGCUUCAGCGGGCCAGCUGAUGUCACCUCCCCCAGGGAGCUCACCUAAUGACUCCAGUCUGCCAGGAACAGGUAUCUGUCUGAUCCCACAAGCCACACCUCUGCCCCAGGCUGACUCCAGUGCCUCCCUCCUCAAACUGUGGCCUAUGGAGUAGCUUCAGGAGCUUCUGGACCUGGGACCACACCACCAGCCUGUGAAAGCCACUUACCCACCACACACUAGCUCUGGCAAGCUACUCCCUUUCCUCACAAAACAGGGCAGGGGGGCCUAGGGAACAUCUAGGGUUAUUAAAUCCACAGUCAGGGCCCAGC